Besnoitia besnoiti is the source of this 1587-nucleotide messenger RNA. RefSeq names its product pyruvate dehydrogenase complex subunit PDH-E3II. The record is from RefSeq and is a predicted model, not a curated record. Gene Ontology annotation, molecular function: flavin adenine dinucleotide binding; dihydrolipoyl dehydrogenase (NADH) activity. NCBI's taxonomy places the organism in Eukaryota, Apicomplexa, Conoidasida, Eucoccidiorida, Sarcocystidae. Gene Ontology annotation, cellular component: mitochondrion; oxoglutarate dehydrogenase complex. The transcript is spliced from 11 exons. Bases 1 to 1587 code for a protein of 528 amino acids.
AUGACGUCUGUUUCCCGUUGUUCUUGCCUGGCGCUUCUCUCGGCGUGCCGGCGCGCAGCUCCGCCUCUCCUGGCGGCGCGGCCUGCCGCCUGCGCGGCGGCGUCCGCCUCUGCGGCCUUCCUGCCGAGUCGCGGCUUCGCGAGCGCCACUGGCGGAAAGUACGACGUCGUCGUCGUUGGAGGAGGCCCCGGCGGGUACGUGGCGGCGAUCAAGGCUGCGCAGCUCGGCCUGAAAACCGCGUGCGUCGAGAAGCGCGGCAGCUUGGGCGGAACCUGCCUCAACGUCGGAUGCAUACCCUCCAAAGCUGUCCUCAACAUCAGCAACAAAUACGUGGAAGCGCGCGACCACUUCGAUAAAUUUGGAAUUACCCUGGAGAACUUGCGCAUCGACAUCGGCAAGAUGCAGCAGCAGAAAGAGAAAGUCGUCAAGACCCUCACGCAAGGCAUUGAGUUCCUCUUCAAGAAAAACGGAGUCGACUACUUCGCGGGCGAAGGCAAGCUCGCAGACAGCAACUCUGUGCUGGUGUCGCCGAACGACCAGUCCGGCGUGAAGAGUCUGGACGCGGGCAACAUCAUUCUUGCCACCGGAUCUGAGCCCGCGCCCCUGCCCGGCAACUCAGUCCCCAUCGAUGAAAAAGUCAUCCUCAGCUCCACAGGCGCGUUGUCCCUCACGAGCGUGCCCAAGCGCAUGGCUGUCAUCGGCGGAGGCGUAAUCGGCCUUGAAUUGGGCUCCGUCUGGAGAAACCUCGGCGCGGAAGUGACCGUCAUUGAGUUCCUCGACCGCCUGCUUCCCCCCGUUGACGGAGAAAUCGCGAGUGCCUUCCAGAAAGAGAUGGCGAAGAGCGGCAUCAAGUUCCAGCUCGGCACGAAGGUCGUCGGUGCUGACGUGCGUGACUCCUCCGCCACGCUCCACCUCGCACAGAGAAAACUCGGGUCUCUGCAAGCUUGUGUUUUUCUUCAGAUGGAGACCGACGUGGUCCUCGUCGCUGUGGGCAGACGCCCCUACACGAGAAACCUCGGCUUGGAGGAGUUGGGCAUUGAGACCGACCGCAUCGGCCGCAUCGUCGUAGACGAGAGCUUUUGCGUUCCGAACUACCCCAACAUCCGCGCGAUCGGCGACCUCAUCCAGGGUCCGAUGCUGGCGCACAAGGCCGAGGAGGAAGGCAUUGCGUGCGUCGAGAUGAUCGCGGGAGUGGGCGAAGGCCACGUGAACUACAGCACUAUUCCCUCUGUCAUCUACACGCACCCUGAAAUCGCUGGCGUCGGCAAAACUGAGGAGGAGCUCAAGUCGAGCGGUGUGGCGUACAAGAAGGGCUCCUUCCCGUUCGCGGCCAACAGCCGUGCGCGUGCUAACGACGUUGUGCAAGGUUUCGUGAAGAUUCUGACUGACAAGGAGACCGACAAGAUCCUCGGCGCGUGGAUCAUGGGCCCUGAGGCAGGCGAGCUGAUUGCUCAGCUCGUGUUGGGCAUGGAGUAUGGCGCGGCAGCGGAGGACCUCGGCCGGACGUGCGUGUCGCACCCGACGCUCUCGGAGGCGGUGAAGGAGGCUUGCAUGGCUUGCUACGACAAGCCAAUUCACAUCGCCUAA